AUUUACUGACCACAAAGAUCCCAUGGAUACCACUCCUUUAACCCCCGGGCACUUUCUAAUCGGACGGCCGCUGAUGUCAGUGCCUUCAGCGCCCGCCCAGAACUGUAAAACCAACAGAUACAAAGCCCUCGAGCAGCUGAGACAGGCCUUUUGGGAGAGGUGGCGGAUGGAGUACAUGGCGGAGCUUCAGAACCGGGCGAAGUGGAGAAGGGGCACCUCAACCAUCGAUGUCGGGGACCUCGUCAUCCUGAAGGAAGACAACUUAAUGCCUCUCCACUGGCGCAUGGGUCGCGUCACCAAACUUUACCCCGGAGGCGACGGGAUCUCCAGGGUGGCGGAUAUCUACACUUCCACCGGCACAAUCAAAAGGGCAAUUAAUAAAUUGUGCCCCUUACCGGUGCACCAAGGUUGAAUACAUUCAACGGCCCGGAGGAUGAACGCGCCCAAACGCAGUGCAACGGAACGCAUCGAGUACAGCGGGGGCGCGGGGGGACCACGGCGGCCAGCGCGAGCGACGGACGGCGGCGCCGAGAACAUUCGGCCACAGGCAGCGCAGCGGCAUGCGCCUUACCGCUCGACAUACGCACAGUGCCUUUUAUUAAUAUACAAUAUUUGUUACAGUAUUCA
Molecule: messenger RNA, 627 nt
Organism: Helicoverpa zea (corn earworm)
Lineage: Eukaryota; Metazoa; Arthropoda; Insecta; Lepidoptera; Noctuidae
Exons: 2
Coding region: 23-412 (129 amino acids)
Source: RefSeq, a predicted model, not a curated record